AUCAAUCAGCGACUCGUUGCCGGCGCACGAGUAGGUACGUUGAAAGUCUGAGCGUCAUUCGCGACUUCAGGCAAGGAAGAUUUUUUGAAAAAAGAAAGGUAUAUAGUAACCUUGAAGCUCUUUCGACCUUUCUCUCUUCUGGACAACCCGUAGAGUAAAAGUGAAGCUUGUGCGGGAGAAAGUCGUUGGCGGCGUUUGAAUUCGAGCGAAACGGCGUACCGGUCGCGCAGGUGUGUAGCCGUUGGCCUUCGCGAGCGCGAGUAGAGAGAAAAAGGGAGAGAGAGAGAGAAAAAGAGAGAGAGUUGCAUCUGUUGGCAGUAGAGUGCAUAUCCUGGGCCUUGAUUGUUAAUAAGAAUCUCUUUUGAUUUUCACACUCCCGAGAAGAAUUCAUGAAAGUAUCGAAUAUCUCGGGAUGGAAUGCGGGUUAAAUCGAAGAUUCUUGUGCAGAAGUGAUUGUAUAUAGCUCUUUAACGGGGUCGUCUUGGAAGCAGCUGUCUUAAGGAGUCGUUGACUUUUGCAGGGACAGAUAAGCAUAAUUAACAAAAUGCCACCUGAUUCAAGAAGUGUAUCCUUUAUCUUUCAUCGUGACACCAGCAAUACAAGAAGCACCUCGGAGGACAAUCGAUCCCAGAAAAACAUCAGGCGCAAACUACAGUAUAAAUUUGAAAAGGAUCCAAUGGAUGGACCAAAGGACAAAGACAUUGUAGAAAGACCAUGGCAUAAUCUUAGUCUGGGACAGGUUUCCACAGACUCUAAGAGAGUUUUACGAAAUGGCGCUGACAAGAUCUCUAAAACCAUUUCAUCGGUUAGAACAGCUUUUGGCUCUGUGUCACAAAAAUUCAAAAGCUCGACCCGCCGACGUCAACGUCUCGAAGAGCAGCAGUCACCCAUAAACAGUGCUUGUAAAUCACAAACACCUCAAUCGAAAUCAAGAAAUUUACUUGGACGGACACCCACGAAGCUGUACAGUCCGUUUGGCAUCGAGUCACCACGUUAUGCUUGGAACAAAGAGAACGAGAUCGCAUCUCCGGCGAGUAACACCUCUCAAGAUUUGUGUCUAGAGAAUAAACGUCACCGGCUUUUUCGUAUUCCUAAAGUCAAUGGGUUCUGCGCGUUAAGAUAGGCGAAAACUUAAUCUGUACGAGUAUAGAUAUUUUCAGUAAAGUGUAACAGUUUUUGUUCGAUAAAACAGAGUAUUUAUUAAGUAAUUACGAAACCGUUUCAUAUAAAAAUAAUAUGUUUCUUGCUAUACGAAUUUCAGCAGAAAAUAGCAAAAUUGUAUUUAUUUCGUGUAAUCGUCUUACAGUUAUCUUUUAAAAUCAUAAUGGGACUGUAAUUAUUUAUUAUUAUUAUUACUAUUAUUUUGUUCUUGGGGUAUACGUAAAAUUCGUAUUGCUUUAUAUUACAUACGUCUUCCCGUAUUUUUCUUGAAAAAUUGUGUUGUACUUGAAGUAACCUAGUGAUUUUUUUUAAAUAUCCUAUUUUGUAUUUUUUUAUGAACUUGAAUAUAGCCAUAUACGAAUCAAAAUAAUCUCAUAUCAAUAAUAAACAUAUUUUAAAAAGAUGUUGAAUAGCGCGCGAACUUGAAUGUCGCAGUGGAUCUGAAAAUUUAAUAUAAUAAAUUACGGAGAUAGUGUAUAAGUGAUUUUUUAAUAAAAUUUCUAAGAUAUUUCAGCUUUUUAUGCGACCAGUGCGCCUUUUCUGCG
Molecule: messenger RNA, 1706 nt
Organism: Phymastichus coffea
Lineage: Eukaryota; Metazoa; Arthropoda; Insecta; Hymenoptera; Eulophidae
Exons: 4
Coding region: 545-1123 (192 amino acids)
Source: RefSeq, a predicted model, not a curated record